Molecule: messenger RNA, 3945 nt
Organism: Symbiodinium necroappetens
Lineage: Eukaryota; Dinophyceae; Suessiales; Symbiodiniaceae
Source: the annotation of a GenBank genome assembly
AUGUCUCCUGAUCCUUCGUGCAUCCACGCCCAUUUCUGCCUGAAGCAACAAGUCGAGUCCCGUCGUGCGCAACAGAUACCUGGGCGGCAACUCAGAAUCGGGUACAUCUCUCCAGACUUUUUCCACCAUUCUGUGUCCUUCUUCUGUCACGCUUUGCUCGAGCACCGCAAUGCCGAGCAGUUUGACGUCUUCGUCUACAACAACACAUCGCGCGAGGAUGACAAGACUGAGCUGUUCAAGUCUUUUGUGCCUGCCAACCAGUGGAAGAAGGUCACUGGCAUGGCUGCCCACGAGGUGGCUGAGAUGAUCCGGCAAGACCAGAUUGACAUUCUGAUCGAGUUGGCAGGACACACAGCCAACAACCGCUUAGAUGUGAUUGCACUGAAGCCGGCGCCCGUCCAGAUCACUUACAUCGGCUACAACAACACCACGGGGUUGGGCACAAUUGACUACCGGCUGGUGGAUGACAUUGUCGAUCCGCAGGACACUCAACAGCCCUUCAGCGAGGAACUGGUACGCAUACCUGGGUGCUUCCUCUGCUACACCCCACCAGCCCGCGUGCCGGAAAUAGAGUCCCUGCCGGCUCUGCGAAACGGCUACGUCACCUUCGGAAGCUUCAGCUGCCUUGCGAAAGUGGGCGAGCCCGUCGUCGCACUGUGGGCUCGUUGCUUGCACGAGGUUCCAAACAGCAAGCUGCUGGUGAAGAACAAGGGUUUCUAUUCUCAAGACGUUCAGGCCACUUUCAUCAACAAGUUCAAAGCUUACGGCAUCCAGGAGCACAGGCUGAAGCUUUUGUCGCUUGCUCCCACAUCCUACGAACACCUCAACAUCUACAACGAGGCAGUAGACCUAGCCUUGGACACCUUCCCGUACUCCAACACCACUACAACCUGCGAAUCCCUCUUCAUGGGCGCGGGCCGCAGCCUAGCGGCGUGUCCCGGCAGUGUGCCUGGUUGGAAGCACCCACGGCGCCAGGGCUUGGAGCUUGGGCUUCUCGGGCUCUGCGCGAACGGCGGUCUCGGUCAUGUCAAUGCUAUAGGAGCCACAUCAGUAGAUGACCUUGAAGUGGCAAUGCCUGUCCCCUGGCCAGUGGAGCGAGAUCGCAUAUGUAUUCAAAACAUUGCAGAACGUGCGCUGACUAUCAAGCAGCUCUGCGAUUUGCGGGCCUUUCUGCAGCGGCUUUGCAAAGCCAAGCUUCUGAAACGCACCUGCGAUGACAAAUGCAGGUCUGGGACUUCAGGUCGUGCCGAGAAUAAGCAGUUGAGCUGGCACGAUCUGAAUCUGUACGACGUCACAGAUGAGGUCAUCAAGCCCAUCAUUAAGUUCCGCGAAAUGAAGGUGGCCACGAAUGCGCCAACGACAGGUUAUUUUGCAGGCUACUCGUGGGCGGAGCUUGUCAGUGAGAAACCGCAGCGUCCGCAACUAAUGAUCAGUCAUUGGUGGGGAGGUAGGUUCUCCGAUUUCAUGAGCGCUAUCGACAAGAUAAUGGACGACCGAGCACUGAGCAUAUGCACGACCUUUUGGGUUUGCACUUUUGCAAACAAUCAAUUCGGCGAGAACUUCGGCGCCACUAUCAUGGACACCCCUUUUGUCAGAGCCGUGGAAUUUGCAGAGGCGACCAUCCUGAUGGUAGAUCGCGAUGCUGGUUCGCUUCGGAGAAGUUGGUGCUGCCUGGAGCUGCACUACACCAUCCAACAAGAGAAGGCCCUGGAGCUCUACACUUCUGCCGGUCUGGUGGGCUCCCAUGCAGUCUCCUCCGGGCCUCUUGUUGAUGCGAUCUCUCAAUGGGAUGUGCGAGACAGCACGGCGUCUGAGGCAGCCUACAGGCGUCAGAUUUUCAAUUUCAUUGCUGGUGUUCCAGAGAAGGCUGGGCUCUUGACCGUCGAUCGAAGUCCUGACGGUGACCUUGUGCUUGUGGACGGGCGACCUCAGCUGGAUGGUCAAGAUGCCGGUAACAAAACUGAGGAGCAUGCCCUUUUCAUCAAACACCACAAGGCCUUCGAAGCUUUGAACAUGGAUGUUCGGGUAUCAGUGAUCGGUCUAAUUGGUGCAUGCCGGAGGAACCGGGGCUGCGAACUGCCGCAGAUUCGUGAAAGAGGCAUCACCCUGGGACAACUCAGAACUUUUGCGCGCAAGGCCCGUACGUCUCUUGGCAAGUCCUUGCCUGGGACUCCAUGGGAAGCCAUCACGGUAGACCAAGUCACGGAGAAGUUCAUCAUCAAGGAGACAUCCAAACGCAACUGCUCGUACGUGGAACUCGUGGCUGAAGGGCCGCAGGUUCCAGACACCUUCAUCGACUACCAUGCUUCCAUGUAUGUAGCAGACGUCAUGGCUUGCGUUGAAUGGUUUGCUGAAGCAACCGGAAUGAAAGAUUCUGCGGUCUUCUACUGGUGGCUGCUGGCCAAGAACCCGCAGCAAGUAGAAGCCGACAGGAGGAGCAAUCAGUUCGAGAAGGGCCACCUUGUUGUGGACAAGUCGCAGCGCGAAUGCCGAUCCUUGCUGGUGACCUCGGGAGCCAUGGUUCACUGCGCUGCACAGACCCAGCCGUGGAGAAUCACCCGCGCAUGGCGCCUCUACCAGCUGGAAUGUGCAACUCGUCUUGGACAGGCGAUUUAUUUUGCUUGUCCAUCAGGCGUUAUGGCGUGCACGAAGCUCUUCCCGAAUGGCCAUUCCAAGUCUGGUACCAUACCUCGUGCAAUAACGGAGGCAGUUUUCAACGUGGACAUUGAGGUUGCUUCUUGCACUCUCGCGUCUGAUCGGGAGGCUAUUCUGGCUUUCAUCCGAGGAAGCAAUGGGAGAGGGGUGGAGCGAUUGCAAAGGCGGCUUCAGCGCUGGGCAGCGUUUCACUUGGUCUCAGUGCUGGCCGCUUCCGGUGAUCAAGAACUGGCGAAGCUUGAAGAAAUCUGUUCGAUCCCCGGGUUCAGCGUAAAUGCAGAGCUAGCCCGAGGCACGCUGGGUGAGUCAACCCUUCACGAAGCCGUUGCAGCAAAUUCCUAUGCCACUGUGGAGCGGCUGCUGUCGCAUGGCUUUCCACCAGAUCCUCUUGAUGCCAUGCACGAAACUCCACUGCACUACGCAGCCCUUGCAGGCAACCUCCACCUGGUCAAAACACUUCUGGACGGCCGGGCGGACCCUGUGAUGGAGUCAGUCUUUGGAGAGACGCCCCUGGAUGUGGCUAUCGAAGGACCUGCUUCGUUUUUGGGCCAGGACUCCCGGCCCGUGAUAAAGAUCCUCACGCAGAGCUGCGAGAGGCUGCAGAGCAAGGUCCCAGCACAUGCCGCUCAACAGCGAGCCUGCGAUGGCAUGGAGAUGCAUGGGGUCUGCCACACCUUGCUCACCGCGGUUGGCUUGGGCGAGUUCUCCGCUAGCACUCAGGAGGAAUACGUCACCAAGGUGAAGGGCGUGUCCAGCAACCUUCAAACUCUUUCCAUGCUGCGGAGGAACUUGCGUCAGAUAAUGCUCGCUUCGCCGUUAUGCGACGGCCCGGGAUUUGUUCGUGACAAGUACGAGCCCAUUCUGCGGGAGAAGUGGCUUGCUUACUGCAACGGCCGUGCUCCUUCACAACAGGUGUACUCAAGCCCCGACAUGCCUGAUCCCUUGUCGCCCGGGCCUUUUGCACCACCCUUGGCACCAGGCCAGCCCUUCGUCCAGGGUCCCUCGCAAGUGGUUGGGUCAGGCACAGCCUUACCAGCGAUCGUCACCACUCCGCUACAGCUACCCCUGGGCACCUUGGCGUUUCCGGCUGUUACCCAACCGCAAGAGGCAAUUCCUAUGUCUCCCGUGGACAGUGUGCGGCCUGUCCCUGGCACAGUUUGGCAAGUGACCGAUCCAGCGGUGUAUCCAUCCUUCCAUGGCCACGGCACACAGCUGGCAGGCCCUCCAACGAGACACCGCCGCGCCCGGAACCAGCGCCUGCAUCCCGGCGCUGGGGCGCGGCGAGUAUGA